Molecule: messenger RNA, 879 nt
Organism: Sceloporus undulatus (fence lizard)
Lineage: Eukaryota; Metazoa; Chordata; Lepidosauria; Squamata; Phrynosomatidae
Gene: CHCHD2
Product: coiled-coil-helix-coiled-coil-helix domain containing 2
Exons: 4
Coding region: 114-572 (152 amino acids)
Biological process (GO): positive regulation of transcription by RNA polymerase II; mitochondrion organization
Cellular component (GO): mitochondrion; nucleus
Molecular function (GO): sequence-specific DNA binding
Source: RefSeq, a predicted model, not a curated record
CCUUCAGCGCGCGGAGACCGGAAGCGGAAGCAGAAAGGGGAGGUGGGGGAACUUUGUACCGGUGAGCGAAAGAAGACGAAGGAGGAGAUAAGAUAAACAGCGAGACCGCCAUCAUGCCUAGGGGAAGCCGGAGCAGGACCUCCCGCAUGGCGCCGCCGGCCAGCCGUGCGCCGCCACCCAUGCGCUCUGCCCCGCCACCAGCGGCACGCGCCUCCGUCCCAGCGGCCGCUCCUCCUUCGGCCGUGGCUUCUCCGGCCCCCAGGCAGCCUGGCCUCAUGGCUCAGAUGGCCACCACCGCCGCAGGCGUUGCGGUCGGCUCCGCCGUGGGGCACACUCUGGGGCACGCCAUGACGGGAGGGUUCGGAGGCGGAAGCGCCGAAGCUGCCAGGCCAGACAUCACUUACCAGGAGCCGCAGGGGGCCCAGCCCAUGGCCCAGCAGUCCCAGUUCACGCCUUGCCAGUAUGAGAUGAAGCAGUUCCUGGAGUGCGCCCAGAACCAGGCCGACCUGAAGCUGUGCGAGGGCUUCAGCGAAGUGCUCAAGCAGUGCCGCUUUGCAAAUGGUUUAGCUUAACUCAGCUCCAGGGACGACAUCCCAGCUCUGUUACGGAACGACAUGUCACUAGUAAAAGUCUUCUCUAAUAUCAACAAAGCCGUCUUGCAUUUCUUUAGUGAUCGCUUUUCUGCCUAGGAAGAAAGCCUGGAGCGCAUUUCAGGGCAAGAAGGAUUGCGGCGAUGGAGUUCGCUGUCGGUUGGGGUGGGCUUAAAGGGCGUGGGAUCAUGGCGAUUGUUGUCACCUGCGUUCGCUGUCCAUGCUCCUGUGCCUGGCAGUAGUUGUACAGUGUGAGCCUCAAAAUAAAAGUUGGUUUUCCUCCAGGGAA